AUGGGCGGCGGGGCGCUUCCGGCCUCCCUCCUCCUCCUCCUCCUCCUCCCCCCUUUGCUGCCGGGGGGCCGCGCGGAGAAGCUGGAAGAUGGAUGUGGACCUAUGAUCCUUCAUCAGGACAGUGGAACUCUGGCAUCCAAGAAUUAUCCUGGGACUUAUCCCAACCACACUGUUUGUGAAAGGAAAAUUCAGGUGCCUCGGGGGAAACGGCUGGUCAUUAAAAUUGGAGACUUGGAUAUUGAAUCCCAGAGAUGUGACUCUAACUAUCUUAUCAUCCAAAGUUCUACAACAGUACAUGGACCAUACUGUGGCAAUAUGCCUGCCCCUGAAGAAAUUAUCUUGGAUUCCAAUGCAGCAACUAUUCACUUUGAAAGCCGGUCCCAUGUGUCUGGACGGGGCUUUCUGUUGUCCUUUGCUAGUAGUGAUCAUACAGAUCUAAUCACAUGUCUGGAGAGAGCAAACCACCAUGCGGAGACUGAAUACAGCAGGUACUGUCCAGCUGGUUGCAGACAGAUAGCAGGUGAUAUUUCUGGGAAUAUAGUGGAAGGAUACAGAGACACCUCCUUGCUCUGCAAAUCUGCCAUCCAUGCUGGAGUGAUUGCGGAUGAGUUGGGUGGCCAGAUAAGUGUGAUUCAACAGAAAGGAGCGAGUCGGUAUCAAGGAAUUCUGGCCAAUGGAAUCCUGUCACAGGAUGGCUCUCUGUCAGAGAAGCGAUUCAUUUUUACCUCAAAUGGUUGCAAUAAAUCGCUGAACUUAGAAGGAGGAGGGGCUUCCAACAGCCUAAUUACUGCAUCGUCAUCCUGGGAUGAAACCAACGAAAUUGGGGAGUUGGUUCGGUGGUCUCCAGAUAAGGCUUGGCUCAAACUUCAAGGGCCAUCCUGGGCAGCAAACCAGAGCAACCACCGACAGUGGCUGGAAAUUGACCUGGGAGAGAGGAAAAGAAUAACAGGUAUUAGAACUACAGGUUCUACGAUGCUUAAUUUUAACUUCUACGUUAAGACGUUUGUUGUGAACUAUAAAAAUAACUCAAAAUGGAGGACUUACAAAGGAAUUCUAAGCAGUGAAGAAAAGGUAUUCGAAGCCAACUCUAAUCAUAGAGACAUCGUCAGGAAUAAUUUCUUUCCUCCUAUAGUGGCCCGGUAUGUGAGGAUCGUUCCACAGAGCUGGCACAAAAAAAUAGCUCUUAAGGUGGAAUUGAUUGGUUGCCGCAUAACACAAGGAUGGAAACUUGCUGCCAUCAUAGUUCCAGUACUGGUGGUGCUUUUCCUGUUCCUGAUAUCUGGAGUCUGUAUCUGUGCUGCUAUACAAAAGAGAGAAAAAGGAGUUAAUUAUUGCUCAUGUGACACCAGGAAAAAAGGUUGGUGGAAACAAAUCAAACAACCCUUUGUCAGACAUCAGUCUACUGAAUUCACCAUCAGUUAUAAUAAUGAGAAGGAUACGCCACAAAAGCUAGAUCUGGUCACGAGAGACUUGGCAGAUUACCAACAGCCUCUCAUGAUAGGAACUGGGACAGUAACCCGGAAGGGAUCCACUUUCAAACCAAUGGACACAGAGGAUGAGAAGAAAGGUAGCACAGACAUUGGGAACUAUUACCUCUACCCACAUAGAACUAACCGCCAUGAUUAUGCAUUGCCUCUGACAAAUCAGGAGCCUGAAUACGCUACUCCUAUUAUAGAGCGGCACAUUGGAAGAGAGAAUGCUUUGCCUUCUGAAACCUGCUACAACAUUCCUGCUGUUCCUUCUGCUCAAAAACAUUCUCUUACUGCAGGCAGUUUCUCUGCCUCAUGCACGGCUGAUGCUGGGAAUAGAGAUUACCAAAUGCCACAAAGUCAAAAGGAUUAUGAUAAGCCAAAAAUCAAUAAUACUUUAACCACAAUAGACUAUGAUACUAGCUAUCAAAACCCCCAAGCUAGUUCCUUGGCAAGUGAGGGCUAUUCAACACCCAGAUACUGCUUAACACCAGUAAAUCAAACUGCAGUGACAGCUCUCCUGUAAUCUACAAUCCAAGGAGAGAGUUUGUGUCCCUGUAGUCUGGACUCUGAAAUGGACAACUUACAGUGAUGCAUAUGUUGCUUUUGUACAAGAAUAUUGAGGUGAAGGUGAGUGUGCUGUUCAUGCCAGCUUUCACCAUCAAAAGCCUUUGCAGUGAUAUUGGUGCUCUGUUCUAAUAUGUGCAAUUACUACAUACUUUUUUAAUUUAAGAAAAAUAACUUAAAGACUUUUACAACCUGUUUUUA
This is a messenger RNA of Euleptes europaea (tarantolino), 2237 nucleotides long. RefSeq names its product discoidin, CUB and LCCL domain containing 1 (gene DCBLD1). The transcript has 14 exons. Lineage: Eukaryota; Metazoa; Chordata; Lepidosauria; Squamata; Sphaerodactylidae. The coding region runs from base 1 to 1995 and encodes 664 amino acids. The record is from RefSeq and is a predicted model, not a curated record.